AUGGAUGCAAGGCCUCAACGGAUUCGCGUCCGUGGUGACGAGAACGCGCCGAUCGGUAUCUUUCCUACCAAGACUAUCCAUCAACGCAACAAGUCCACUCCUGCUCUGUCGACCGCCCUUCAGAACGGAGGGCUUAGAAAUGCUGCCAAACGCACAGCUUUUGGUGACGUGAGCAAUAUAAGCAACCCUGUGCGGGCUAGCAAAGAUGACAGCCACGUCACUGGCAAGAACAUCCCCCUCGCAAAGCCUAGCAUAUCUGCUCAGGAGAAGAAGAACCUUUCGCAACGUGCACAGCGUCCUGCGUCUGUUAUGGGAAGCAAAACUAUCUCGAACAAUACUGGCAUCCGAAAUGGUGACAAUGUUGAGAAACAGCCACUGGGAGAUUCUCACAACGCAGGCAACACCCGCAAAUUACUUACCAAACGCAGCAACGUCGUCUUCAGAAAUCAUCUCUCAGUUGUAACUGAGGUAAAACCCACCGUCGCCGCAUCAACAGCGCCUCUUGUCGAUGACUCUGAACGAUUCAACCUUAUCGAAAAACCGUCCACCACAGUCUCCGAGAAACAUGCCACGAAGCAGGGCAUAGACUCGAUUACACAGCGUGAAACCCUGAGAGUUCCCUCUGAGGCUACGGAAGAAGUUAUCAGUGGCGAACACGUUUCCUCUUAUGUCGAGUUCAGCGUCCCGGGUGAGAAGGAGUCCAUGGAUAAAGUCAAGCCAAAAGAAAAAGAUGAGCAGCUUCAAGAUCCACCAAAACGGGCCCUGCUAGAGAAUACAACUUCAGAGCAUCCAGAAGAGACGCGUAAGUCCGGAAACUACGGUCCACGCGAUUCUCUUGGCCGCACCGAUCACGGGGCUGCACCAUCGGAGCCAGAGGAAUACUGGGACGACGAUGAAGAUUAUAACGACGAGGAUGACGGUUAUGUAACAGCACGGUCCUAUCGAUCUCGAAGUGAAAACACAACUGGGGGAGCAGCGACUGUCCUCUUCCCAAAAUACAACCAGAAAGCAAGGCGAGAGAUUGCUUUGGCCAAGCAGUUGGUUGAAUCGUCACGCACUUCUGAAGAUAUAGAGGACGAACUGUGGGACACCAGUCUGGUUGCGGAGUACGGUGAUGAGAUUUUUCAGUACAUGCGAGAAAUGGAGAUCAAGAUGCUACCAAAUGCCCACUACAUGGAAAACCAGGCAGAAAUCCAAUGGUCCAUGCGUUCGGUUCUGAUCGACUGGCUCGUACAAGUCCACCACCGGUUUUCGUUGCUGCCAGAAACAUUGUUUCUUUCAGUCAAUUACAUCGAUCGCUUCCUGUCUUGCAAAAUCGUCUCACUGGGAAAACUUCAAUUGGUUGGCGCAACUGCCAUUUUCAUCGCCGCUAAAUAUGAGGAAAUCAACUGCCCUUCCAUCCAGGAGAUCGUGUAUAUGGUCGACCACGGUUAUACCGCCGAUGAAAUCUUGAAGGCGGAACGAUUCAUGCUCAGCAUGCUACAGUUCGAGUUAGGAUGGCCUGGACCAAUGAGUUUCCUGCGACGGAUUAGCAAAGCCGAUGAUUACGAUCUAGAUACACGGACCUUAGCCAAGUAUUUCCUGGAGGUGACUAUUAUGGACGAGCGCUUUGUUGGCAGCCCGCCAAGUUUCACUUCUGCAGGCGCCCACUGUCUUGCUCGCAUGAUGCUAUACAAGGGCGAUUGGUCAUACGCUCAUGUGUAUUACUCAAAUUACACAUAUGCGCAAUUGUAUCCACUUCUACUCAUUGUUCUCGAAUGUUGCGAGAAUCCAUCAAAACACCACAACGCUAUUUACGAAAAAUAUUCGGACCGUCGAUUCAAGAGGUCUUCCUUGUUCGUCGAAGCUGAAAUGGCCAAAGGCUUCUCCCUCCCCGAAACCUCUAAAGAGAGCAGUCGUUUCGCCUAG
Molecule: messenger RNA, 1908 nt
Organism: Talaromyces atroroseus
Lineage: Eukaryota; Fungi; Ascomycota; Eurotiomycetes; Eurotiales; Trichocomaceae
Exons: 4
Coding region: 1-1908 (635 amino acids)
Biological process (GO): regulation of cyclin-dependent protein serine/threonine kinase activity; mitotic cell cycle phase transition
Cellular component (GO): centrosome; nucleus; cyclin-dependent protein kinase holoenzyme complex
Molecular function (GO): cyclin-dependent protein serine/threonine kinase regulator activity
Source: RefSeq, a predicted model, not a curated record